UGCAGGAGCCACACUGGCAGCUUUGAUCUUUACAGGAAUAAAAAAAUCCAAAAGAGAUGAAGCAGAGCCAGAAAACACAGCUGCCCAUCACUGAGUGAACAUCAGGAGGAUAAGCGAGCUUCUCUGGCCUCAGAUCAGCAGUUUGGACCCGAUGGCAGAAGCUCAGCAGGGAGCCCAAGACCUGACUGAGGUGGACACAAUGACUCCAGAGGACUUGCCUGGCUCUUCCAGUUUAACCACUAAGGAGCUGCAGCAGAACUGGAGGGCGGUGAAGCAGCGAGAGCGACCCGUCCGGCUGCUCUUUGAGAUCCCCUCCACCCGCAUCGUCGAGCACAUGCUACACAAAUACGUGCUCUACCAGGUGGUGGUGAUGCGUUCUGGCAGCUUCGAUUCCCGCCGUGUUUCGGUGGAGCGCCGCUACAGCGACUUCUCCCGCUUCCACCACAAACUGCUGGAGGAGUUUGACGAGGAGCUGGAGGAGGUGCAGCUGCCUCGCAAGAUGCUCUCGGGGAACUUCUCCCCCGAGAGCAUCGGGGAGCGGCGCCUGGCGCUGCAGGACUACCUGGCGAAGCUGUACGCCACGCGCUGCGUCAGACACUCGCCUUGCUUCUCGGCUUUCUUCACAGAGCAGGAGCAGCAGCGGGCGCACGGCCUGCUCCGGGCGGGGCAGUUCCGGCCAGCCGCAGAGCUGCUGCAGACCGUGCUGGACAUCCAGGAGAAGCUGCUGCCCUGGCAGAAGCCCACCCUCCUCGUGCCCGCCCUCGCCGCCCUCGCUGUCUGCUACCGGGACCUGGACGAACCGGAGCGGGCGUUCUCCGCCGCUCAGAGAGCGCUGCCUCCGGUGAGGCGCUACGGACUGACGCGCUACAGAGCGCCGCUGCUGGAGCUGCUGGUGGACCUCGGGUACCAAUUGGGCCGGCCCGUGGCUCAGCUGCAGGAUGAGUUGACCGCUCUGAGAGAUGCCGAGCGUGGGGAAGCGUCCUCCCACUCUCUGAAGGAGGUAGUGAUCCAGGAGUUCCUCUGAGGGUGGAGCGGCCAUCCACACCUGGAUUAGCAGGUAAACCCCUGCACAGCCCCUGCCAGCUGUGGAGGUGUAACAGCUCACAGUGGGUCAGAGUACCCAGAGUACUGCAGUACUGUCCUGCAAUAAAGUAUUUAAAAGUAA
Molecule: messenger RNA, 1165 nt
Organism: Maylandia zebra (zebra mbuna)
Lineage: Eukaryota; Metazoa; Chordata; Actinopteri; Cichliformes; Cichlidae
Gene: snx20
Product: sorting nexin 20
Biological process (GO): protein transport
Cellular component (GO): early endosome membrane
Molecular function (GO): protein binding; phosphatidylinositol phosphate binding
Source: RefSeq, a predicted model, not a curated record